AGCAUGGGAAAUAGUAAAAGUGGAGCGCUGUCAAAGGAGCUUCUGGAGGAUCUGAAGUCCAACACCAAAUACUCGGAGACUGAGCUCUGCACCUGGUACCAGUCCUUUCUCAAGGAGUGCCCCAGUGGCAAAAUCAGCAAGGAGCAGUUUGAGGGCAUCUAUGCCAGCUUCUUCCCAGAUGCAGACCCCACAGCGUAUGCGCGCCACGUGUUCAGGAGUUUCGACACCAACGCAGACGGCACUUUAGACUUUAAAGAGUACAUCGUGGCUUUGCACCUGACCUCCGGCGGCAAGACGCUGCAGAAGCUGGAGUGGGCCUUCGCUCUCUACGACGUGGACGGGAACGGAACCAUCAGCAAAAACGAAAUCCAAGAAAUUGUUAAGUCCAUUUUCAACAUGAUCCCUACGGAAGACCAGAAGAACCUGCCCGAGGACGAGAACACACCCGAGAAGAGGGCAGAGAAAAUAUGGGACUUCUUUGGAAAGAAGGAAAACGAUAAAAUCUCCGAGGGGGAAUUCAUUCAGGGGGUGAUGGACAACAAGGACAUCCUUCGUCUGAUUCAAUAUGACGAGCCUCAGAAAAUCAAGGAUAAGCUCAAGGAGAAAAGACACUAG
This is a messenger RNA of Lampris incognitus (smalleye Pacific opah), 615 nucleotides long. It is a transcript of the gene rcvrna, whose product is annotated as recoverin a. Lineage: Eukaryota; Metazoa; Chordata; Actinopteri; Lampriformes; Lampridae. Gene Ontology annotation, molecular function: calcium ion binding. The transcript has 3 exons. Bases 4 to 615 code for a protein of 203 amino acids. The record is from RefSeq and is a predicted model, not a curated record.